AUGGCAGGCGAACAAGAUACGAGUGCAUACGGCGAAGCAAUUGAGGAGCUGCAAAAAGCUAGAAUAAGAUUAAUUCCUGAAAAUGCAUAUUAUAUUCCUGAAUUUAUAACACAGCACGAGGAAGAGCAGUUGCUUCAAAAGAUCACAUCCGUUCCCAUUCCACGAUGGAAAUAUCUUUCCCGGCGACGUCUUCAAUCGUGGCCAUGUGCAUUGAGCAAAUCCAACACUCUUUUAGCCUCUCCCCUCCCACAAUGGUUGAUUUCGCCUAUUAUUUCCCGAUUUACGGAGCUUGAGGUCUUUCGAAAUUCGCCUCACAAAGCUCCUAAUCAUGUACUUAUCAAUGAGUAUCUACCCGGCCAAGGCAUCAUGCGUCAUGAAGACGGGCCCGCCUACUAUCCCGUAGUCGCGACUGUGAGUUUGGGAGCACCGAUAGUGUUAGAGAUGAGUGAGAAACUGGUCAAUCAUAAUCACUUGCGACUUGAAGGGUCCGAGAGGACGGGAGCAUCACAAUUUAGAAUAUUGCAAGAGAGGCGAAGUUUGUUGGUAACGACAGGGAGAUUGUACACGGAUUACUUGCAUGGGAUUGAUGAACGGAUGAUGGACGUGGAUUUGAAUCCACAAACUGUUUGCAACUGGGAACUGUUGGGGGAUAAAGAAGCAUUUGUAACUGGAAGUUAUGAAAGGGAGACUAGAAUAAGUCUGACUUAUCGAGAUGUGCUCAAUGUCUCAAAGCUGGGAAAUGGUAUGAAAUUCUUGGGCAGACAAUAA
Messenger RNA from Histoplasma capsulatum G186AR, 768 nucleotides. RefSeq lists its product as uncharacterized. The record is from RefSeq and is a predicted model, not a curated record. Bases 1 to 768 code for a protein of 255 amino acids. Lineage: Eukaryota; Fungi; Ascomycota; Eurotiomycetes; Onygenales; Ajellomycetaceae. The transcript is spliced from 2 exons.